GGCAACCUAACAGGUUACAUGACCUCUGGAAAGGGGUCAGAUUUAUUGUAGCAACGAAUCGUAGCAACGCAGAGAGUCCAUGACGACGAUGGUUGCGAGUUCUUAGCUCAUGUGUUGGAAUGCGACAGUGUAUGAGAACUUGACACAGAUCAAAGAGUUCCGGAGCCGCGCUGAAUGCUCGCGCUGUCCUGAGCGAUAAACAUGGGCUGUGGGAGCUCCAAAAUCACGGUGGUUGAACCCGUGAAACCGAACAGUCUGAACGGAAAUGAGAGCGAAACUCUGGAGGUUGUUGUGGCUCAGGGAGGCUCUCGUGGUGACUCUGCAGUGUCCAAAAUGACCACCGAUAGCGGGGUCAGUCUAGAUGCAGCAGAGCCAUCGGUUCUACCUGGAUCUGUACCUAGAAUGCUGCCACCGCUACAAGCCCAGAGUCCUGGACUGGCCCAGCAAAGUGAAGAGAGGCCUGAGUCCAGUGAGAUCCUGGAGCAACUGCUCGUUCAAGGAAUAAUUCCAGCUCAGCCAAGACAGGGAGGAAGUGGGGAAGCCUACGACAUCAUGAUGGAUGAUGCUGAGAAGCCAAAGAGAAGGCCACCCGCUCGGCUAGAGUCACUGAAAAUUCGCAAAGAACAAGAAGUCACCAGAAAGGAAGACAUUGAGAUGAAGAUGAGACAAGUGGAGGAGAGGAGAAAGGAGAAAGAGCAGGACCUGAAACACAGGUUGAGGAUUAAAUCAGCGCGGCCGCGUGUCACUGCCCCAGUGACUGCAGAGGGGGAACUCGACCCCACGGAACUGCUCCAUUCUGAACAGCUUCCUGUCCCAACCAGAACCAAACACCUACAGAUGCCAAUCAAUGGAGAGUCUGGGCACCUGAGGCUUACUGAUUCCCCAGAACUGGAAAAUGACUCCAGCUUCCAACAGACUGAAGGCACAGAUGAGGGAUUUUAGACCUGCUGCUUAUGUGUGUUUCAGAAUGACACAUGCAGGAUAAACUGAGCCAUACGUCCAGAAGCAGCUUGAUCUAGUCAAGUUAAGUUACAUUCUUAGAGUUGCACAUGCACUUUACAUGUUAUUCACAUUAUUAAUCUUGUUUAUUUUAAUACAGGGUAUGGCUCAGAUCAAAUUCUGACCUUGGGUUUUACAUUAUUAUAUAGAAAAAGAAAUGGAAAUAUGUGCCUAAUAAGUGUAAACAGGUUGAUGCAAUCAUUUUGUAGCUAGCAGAACAUUGAUUAGAAGGAAUGAUAAUUCAGCAUGAUAUAUAUGUUGCCAAUGAGAUAUUUCUUUUAUAGUGCUCAUAGGUCUUGAAUCUUAAGAACAUUAUUCUUGUACUAAACAUACACCAUUCAAAAGGUUGAGGCAAGUAAGAAUUUUUAAUGUUUUUGUAUAAAAGUCUCUUGUGCUCACCAAGCCUGCAUUUAUUUGUUUCCAAAUACAGUAAAAAUAGAAAAUAUAUCUAAUAUUUUUUUGCUCAAGUAACAUUUCCUAUUAUUAUUAUCCAUGUUGAAAACAGAUAUUCGGCUUAAUCUUCUUUUUGGAAGUCAUGAUACAUUUUACCCGGGAUUCUUAGAUAAAUGGAAAUGUCAAAAGAACAGCAUUUGCUUGAUAUAGAAAUCUUUUGUAACAUUGUAAAUGUCUGUCCUGUGACUUUUGAUCAAGUUAAUGCAUCCUUGCUGAAUGAAAGCAUUCAUUUCUUACCAACCCCAAACCUUUUAUGUACAGUUUAUCAUGUAAACUAUUUUUAUAUGCAAUCAGUUAUUAGAAUAAUCUGUGAGAUAUUUUUUCCAAAAAUCAAUAUAUUCUUUUAAACACUCAGUUGCAAUUAUGUACCUUCCAAUGAAGGUAAAUGGCUGUCCACAAGGUGGCGCUACUUAGCUUAUGUAGUAGGCUGAAAUGGGGACUUGUUUUCUGUCUUGGGAACAGUGGAAGUCUGAGAUGGCUCUCUGCUGUUUUCUUUGCAUGUUAUCUCUGUAAUUAUGAUGGUUUAACUGUCUUAAGUAACUAGGCCUCUUGCAAUUUGCUAAUUAAAUAAAACAAG
Carassius gibelio (silver crucian carp) is the source of this 2029-nucleotide messenger RNA. RefSeq names its product stathmin domain-containing protein 1-like. Gene Ontology annotation, cellular component: cytoplasm; neuron projection. The transcript is spliced from 5 exons. The record is from RefSeq and is a predicted model, not a curated record. Gene Ontology annotation, molecular function: tubulin binding. NCBI's taxonomy places the organism in Eukaryota, Metazoa, Chordata, Actinopteri, Cypriniformes, Cyprinidae. The coding region runs from base 202 to 942 and encodes 246 amino acids. Gene Ontology annotation, biological process: regulation of microtubule polymerization or depolymerization; neuron projection development; microtubule depolymerization.